Molecule: messenger RNA, 2016 nt
Organism: Oryzias latipes (Japanese medaka)
Lineage: Eukaryota; Metazoa; Chordata; Actinopteri; Beloniformes; Adrianichthyidae
Source: RefSeq, a predicted model, not a curated record
UGGAGAACCAGUUACAGGUGGCAUGGAUUCCUGCCCCAUAUGUGGAGAGACGUUCUCCACUGACCUGAUGCCCCUUCAUGCAAGUUCUUGUGGGGAAAGCUUUCCUCAGAUGGAUUACGUGACACAAAUUCCAGUAGAGCCAAGUACAUCACGGGGGGUUCCCAUAAGCAGCAGUAUUCCUGAAAGCAGCAGCUCUUCAAAUUUCAGCUUGUUGACAUUUUCUUCACCACAAAGCAGAUCAUCACAGCCAUCACCUGCUGGAAAUGAUGGUUGGAAAAGAGCUGAAGAUCCAGAGAGAGCCUCAGUGCUAUACAGGAGGUUUUUACUGGAGCAGAAAGAAGGUGAGCCAACCCUGAAAGUGAAACUGGAUUUGAGAGAGAGUGUUGAGGAACAGGAGGAGAGACUAAUCAGUUUUUACAAGGUCCAUAAAGUUGAUUGGGCCAGACCACUCCAUUGUAGAUUGGAAGGUGACGUAGCGACGGGUGAGGGUGUUAAGCGGCAUUUCUUUAGCCUAGUGAUACAAAAGCUGCAAACUGGAUUUUCACUGGAUUUUGGAAAUAGAACUGGGACACUAUUAUUUGAGGGUCAAGCUGACCAUCUCACUCCUUCAACCUCCAAGGUUCUUUUACAGAGUGACUUGUUCAAGAUGGCUGGCAGGAUGAUAGGUCACUCUUUUCUUCAUGGUGGUCCUCCCCUAACAGGUAUAAGUCCUGCAAUCCUGCAUGUUUUGCUGGGGGGCUCCCAAGAAACAGCACCCAUUGUGCUUGAAGAUGUGGCAGACAUCGACAUCCGAGAGACAAUAGAGCUGCUCACAACAACUGGAAAGGCCGAUGUCUGCACUCUCACAGAGGAUCAAAGAGAAUCUGUCGAUCACUUGGCUUUAUCUUGGGAUCUUCCUGUGCUGACAUCAACAAACCAGGGGUGGCUUUUACAAAGUCUGCUUCAAUAUGCGGUGCUUGGGCGAACCUCACAGCAAAUCCACCAGCUAAGAGAGGGCCUGCAGGAGUCAAUGUUGUGGCCACUGUUGGAGGCAAGACCAGAUGUUCUUGUUCUGGUUUUUCCUGGUCAGAAAAUGGCUGAAUGCAGUGCUCAGAUGGUCCUGCAAAACAUAAUUUGGCCUGAGGAUGAGGAGCAAAAUGAAGAUGGAUGCUCUGUUGCAGUCAAAUCUGUAGUUGCUGGGUAUCUACGCAAGUUUGUGGAGACAGUCACUGAACACAAACGGAAGCAACGGGUGAAGGUUUGGGUUGGCUGGGAGAGACCCAUGCAGGACAUGCAAGUGGAGGUGAAACCGGCAGACCAUCCAACUUCGUCCACCUGUUUCCACAUUCUACGUUUGCCAAGUCACUACACAAGUUACGAUCAAUUUAAAGACAGUUUGGAAUGCUGCAUUGCAAUUAAUGACUAAGGUUUUGGACUUAUAUGAAAUCUGAAAACAAGAGUUUGGCUACAUUCUGUUAUUAAGCCAUGUUACACACAAUUUCUACAGCAGUUUGUUUAAAAAAUAACAUUUUUGUUUAAUGGUUAUUUCAGAAUUUUUAAUGGUGACUGUUAUAAACCCUAAACAUCUUGUCCUUUCCAUGGUAUGGAUAACCCACUCAAAAACGUAAGAAUUUUGCAUUUUUAAAUUUAUACUGGCUAAAACCUCAGCCCAAGAAAAUGGAUGUUCAUUUGCCUAACGUCAAGUCCUGCGCAGCAUUUUGUUUUGUUCCAUUUUUUUGGUAAAUUUGUUCAUCAGCCUCAAAAUUUGGAAUUCUUAUGAUUUUCCUUCAAUGCAAUGUUAAGCAAGACCAUUCAUUAAUCUUUUGAGAGAAAACCUUACCGCAGAAAGUUUAGCAUUCAAGCUCUCAACAUUCCUCUCUGGUGCUGUCUUGGUAAUAUAGAGGGUGUUCAUAUCCCUCCUUAAGUUUUACUAUAAUUUUCAAAAAGCGAUCAGAUUCUCCUACAUAUCUGAUUAGAUCUGUUUCAUUUAAUCUUUUUUUUAUCUCCAGCUAAAAACAUCUGCUACACCGUUUUAAA